AUGACUUCCGCGGGAGCCUCUCCAUCCAGCUCCCCACGCCUCCCCAGCCCUCCUCCUUUCACCGAAGUCCAGAUUGCCCCCCAGUCGCCUUCCUUCGGCGAGACAUUUGGCAAAGAUGCAGAACAGCUUCUAGGAGGGUCAGCUUCCGAUGAUGGCUCGACGCGCAGGAUCCGGCCUGGUACCAAAGCAGCUGACAUGGCAUCUGGACCGCCGCUGGUUCCGCUGUCGCAGGUAGGCUCAUAUAGUGCUGAUCCCUCAGCCGCAUCCUAUCCUAACUUUUUCAAGCUCGAUUCUCCUUUCCAGCUCCAGGAGCACCUGAAAGCCUUGUACCACCACUUCACCAAACCCGAAGGAUCUGACACGGUAGUCCCAAUCAACCGCCAAACUGCGAUCCAACUUGCCCAACCGCCGGACGGAGUCGACCGAUCUCUCUGGCUCUACGAACUCUGCCGCUUCCUCACUAUGAAAGUUAAUAAUCUUAUCAUUGCGUUUUUCGCCGAGGACCCGCCUUGCUCGUCGCAGACUUGCCCCGAGAUGCGCGCGUCGGAAUGGCAAUACCUCUGCGCUGUCCACGAUCCUCCAAAAUCUUGCUGCGCCAUCGAUUACUGCUGCCAUACUCUUGACUGGGCCAUGAAUACCCUCACCUCGCCGAAAUACUUCCCUAGCCGGCUGACGCUGGGUUCCGAGACCGCCGGUGGACCGCAAGCAAGCAUGAGGAACUUGACCAACAUCUUCCGCCGCUUGUACCGCAUCUUCGCGCAUGCUUGGUUCCAGCAUCGGAAUGUGUUCUGGGAGGUCGAGGGCAACGAUGGCCUCUACAUUUUCUUCAAGACUGUCUGCGAUAUGUUCAGUCUUAUUCCGGAGGACAACUACACCAUCCCUGCGGAAGCGGAAGGUAUCGAUGCUACCGAAUCUCAAACGGCUGAACCAAUUGAGGGCAAGCGCUUGACUAUCUUGCGCAAGGAGGAUGAGAACCCUUUCGGAUCAAUUGAAGGCCUGGACCCGUCCAUCAGUACCGGUGCCACUACGCGACGACAUAAGCAUAGCCCAUCUACAGGCUCACAUGUCGGUACAAUUACAGAGGCUGCCGAAGACUCGGAGGAAUCCCCGCAAGCCUCCGCUCCUCUGCGAGAGGUCUUGAAGGAUUCACCGGAGCCCCCGGUCGAACCUCGACCUCAAUCCCCCGCAAACACCGAGAUCACCCAGAUCGGCCCCGAAGAGACCACUGAAGUGCCUAGUGGGGGUACCGAGCAAUCUCCCGCACAAACUGAGCCGAAUUCGAAUGAAGCGCCUGUCGAGACCGCCGAACAGGCCGAAAGACCGGCUGAAAUACGAGUGAAACCGGUAACCGAAACGCCCGCGCAGUCGGAGCAGUCUGAGGAAUUGGAAAGCAACGAUGCCAAAGUCUCAGAGUCCACUGAGAAUGCACCCGAAGGCGACGACUUGACGACCUCAUCUGCCGAUCAAGAGACUAAAGAAGAGCCGGUGCAGGAGCCUGAGUCGAAGACGGAAUCCUGA
Messenger RNA from Penicillium argentinense, 1518 nucleotides. RefSeq names its product Mob1 family protein. Lineage: Eukaryota; Fungi; Ascomycota; Eurotiomycetes; Eurotiales; Aspergillaceae. The record is from RefSeq and is a predicted model, not a curated record. The coding region runs from base 1 to 1518 and encodes 505 amino acids. Gene Ontology annotation, cellular component: cytoplasm. The transcript has a single exon.